Molecule: messenger RNA, 1168 nt
Organism: Salvelinus namaycush (lake trout)
Lineage: Eukaryota; Metazoa; Chordata; Actinopteri; Salmoniformes; Salmonidae
Product: trace amine-associated receptor 1-like
Exons: 1
Coding region: 10-1047 (345 amino acids)
Biological process (GO): adenylate cyclase-activating adrenergic receptor signaling pathway
Cellular component (GO): membrane
Molecular function (GO): trace-amine receptor activity
Source: RefSeq, a predicted model, not a curated record
CCAGGUGGAAUGGACUUCUCAAAUACUUCGAACCUCAACAGCACUGUGAAACCACAGACUCUUUUCUGCUACGAGUCUUUGAGUGGAUCGUGUGUGAGGUUUGCUCGACCCCUGAGCGUUCAGGUUCUGAUGUUCACAUCGAUGGUGUUGGCCAUACUGGUGACUGUUAUUGGGAACCUUCUGGUCAUCACCUCCAUUGCACACUUCAAGCAGCUCCAAACCUCCGUAAACCAACUGCUCGUCUCCCUGGCUGUGUGUGAUCUCCUUCUGGGAGUGUUUGUAAUGCCGUGCAGUGCUGUGCGCUCUGUCCAGGGCUGUUGGUACCUAGGAGGGUUUCUGUGUAAGCUCCACACCAGCACUGAUAUUAUGCUGAGCACAUCCUCCAUCUUCCAUCUAUCCUUCAUCUCCAUUGACCGUUACUUUGCUGUCUGCAGGCCACUAUCAUACAGACUGAUCAUCACCAAUAACACUGUAUUGAUCAUGAUCACCACCAGUUGGCUGGUCCCUGCCAUUUUUUCUUAUGGAAUGAUCUUCCCUGAGAUCAAUCUGAAAGGCAGGGAGGAUUUCUAUGAAACACAUGUCAAGUGCAUUGGAGGCUGUCAGGUGUUCUUUAGUCCAGUGGCGGCUGUAGUAGCAUCCUCCUUCAGUUUUUACAUCCCAGGCAUGAUCUUGAUUUGUAUAUAUUCCAAGAUAUAUUGGGUUGCCAGGGCUCAGGCCAGGUCCAUUAAAGAUUUAUCUCGUCAGUUUAAAGAGGCAGACUCUGGACGUAGAGAAAGACGAGGGGCAAAUAUUCUGGCAAUAGUAGUUGGAGUGUUUCUAAUCUGCUGGAGUCCCUUUUCCUUGUGCCUCAUCAUUGACCCUUUCAUACAGUACUCUAUCCCCCCGCUGUUGGGGGAUACCCUGGUUUGGUUUGGAUAUUUGAACUCUGCUUUUAACCCUAUUGUCUAUGCUUUCUUUUACACUUGGUUCAGGAGGGCUUUGAGAAUCAUCAUCAGUGGUCACAUCUUUCGCAGAGGUUCUUGUAGAUUUAGAUUGUAUUCUGAGUAAAGUUUCAGUUGACAUUGUAUGUGUGUUCAAAUAAAUAUAUGAAUUAUUGUGGGAUAUAACAUGUGACAGCUAUGCAACUAAAAGAUAAAGCUUGAGUGAAAAUGUAACAGAAGCUGCUUUU